Aspergillus steynii IBT 23096 is the source of this 2343-nucleotide messenger RNA. RefSeq lists its product as uncharacterized. Bases 1 to 2343 code for a protein of 780 amino acids. NCBI's taxonomy places the organism in Eukaryota, Fungi, Ascomycota, Eurotiomycetes, Eurotiales, Aspergillaceae. The record is from RefSeq and is a predicted model, not a curated record. The transcript has 2 exons.
AUGAAUGCUGUCGCUACUAGACCCGAGAGCGCGCCGUUUACGUCUCCCCAAUCCGUUUACGACUACAAAGAUUCCACAUACUCAGUGAUGGUACAGCCGGUCUCUUCUCGGACGUCAUCGGUUUCGUCCUUCAAAACCAACUACAGCGUGUCAACCGCCCCUACCUGUUACUCCCCAACUUCUCCGAGCUCCUCGUACCGUCAAUGUGAUUCUGCUGCCUCCUUGGACAAGAUCCUCGAGUCGGUCUUCAAGCGACUCCCUUAUGAAGUAUACGAGACCAUUCUAGACCAGUUGUACAAUUUGCACACCGGUCCCAACCAGACCGGGUGUCUAACAUGCUAUCAACGCGAUCUACAUGCUCUCUCGCUGACCUGUCGGCCCUGGGAACGGGCUGUCAGAGCUAAACUGUACAACCGAAUUCACAUCAUCGGAAACGAUUCGCCGUCCCAAUUGAAGAAAUACAGGCUGAAAAGAGGAAGUCGGUUGAAACUGUUGAGGCGGACUCUCAGGGAAAGGAAAUUGCUGGCCAAUCUCGUCCUCGAACUUCGCGUCCCGCAGAUGGAUCUGCUAUUCACAAACGGCAAACAAAGCUCUCCAUGGCAAGAGUAUCGCGAUCUGGUCGCAUCCGUCGUCAUGGUCUGCCCUAACCUGGAACGGUUAUUGGGUUUUUCUAUUCCGUACAAUCACGAAUUCGACCGGCUCACUCAUGCGUUGUCCACCCGGCGGAAGUUGAAAGAGCACACGUGGAUCUUGGGCGAGGCUCCCGAAGCUUCGGAAGGUUCUCCUCGCAGCACGUCUUGUCCCGGAAGCCUGGGCCCCUUGCAGAUGUUCGAGUUUCUCGACUACCACGUUUCGUGGACUAAUUUAGAAACUCUGAUGCUUUAUGGGCUGACCGAAAACAGCGCAUUGGAGCCGAGCAUCUUUCUUCGUAUGUUCAGCCUCCUGCCCUCGUUGCAAAACCUGUGCAUUUCGAAUUUCAACGAAGACGCCUUUGCGGACAGCGCUUUGCUCUGUUUACCCCCCUUGAGAUCUCUUCGGUUGGAGAGCCUUCCCGGUGUCACGGACACGGGUCUGGCGCAGUACACUUCGCGCCCGGAAUCAAGUUCACUCCGCACGCUGGCUCUCAUCGAACAGAACGUCGAAUCGAUGUUAGUGAUUUCGAAGAUCCUGGCAUCGUUGGGACAACUCGAGCACUUCAAAAUCGUCCAGAGCGACAAAUCACCGACCUUGGAUACGGACGGCAUCGUUUUCCAGCCCUUGUUGGCUUCAUCAAGUCUCCGGCACAUGCAUUGGGAUGUAGCCUGUCCGGACCCGCAUACGGCCCUGACCAAACUUGAUUACGCUCCUUUUGCCAAGCCCCCAAGUCAUAUCGACGCGCCAAAUUCUCACCUUGCACAAAGCAUUCUUGCCGGGGGAUUCCCUCGCCUAGAGGCUCUCCGUGCGCCCUCUGACGUGGAGCCGCCAGGUGUUCUCCAGGGCGUAUGUCAGCCGAUCCCGCGUGGACAGGCGCUGCUCCAGCCAGACCGAUAUAGUCUUCCCCGCAGCUCCCAUGGCUCUGUCAAAACACGCCCCAUGGCCCUACCGGGUGGAAAUAAUUUGACAUCUGCCCGGAUCCGCGCACAGACAUGGAUCGAUAUCGCUGCGAAAGACACGGAAACUGGCAUGAGGGUGCUGAUCACCGACCACUCGGACUCUUACGUACCUGAUAGUGCGCUGGAGGAAGAGGAGGGCUUGUCGGACGAGGCCUCGGAUCUGGGUAUGGAAGAAUUUGGCGCGUGCGGGUCACAGGAACGCCAGAAAGACGGCGAAAACGCGGAAUCCGAGGAUCCAGACGGACCAGUUACCGUAUACGAUUUCAGAAUGCCUGCUUACAUGGGAAGGAUAGGCACCACCACCAGCAUGAAGGACGUGUCAAUCCCACGCUUCAUUCUUCGUCCGGAUAUCCACGGGCAAGAAGCCGACGGAGGUCUGGUUGGCUGGAAACAUAUCCUUGCUUCCAACCAAUCGCUCACGUAUGCAGCGGGUGUUGGUGUAAAUUGCUUCGGUAACAAGGGCAUUCCCACUCCACCCCCUGAUGAGCCAUCAUCGCCCGCGUCGACUCCAGGCACACGGUUUGGAUGGGGUAGCAUUGGCAAUCGCUCAGCAUUGGGGACGAGCCCAAACACACCCACCACCCCGUCCACUCCGAUGAGUCUUGCGUCCACAACCGCGCUUCCCUGGGAGAAGGAUACAUGCACGGGAUCGUGGAACUAUAGCCAUAAGAAUGGCCGUGAUUGGUGGUUUCACAUGGAACGAGAGCGUCCAAAAAACAUCGAAAUAGUUGAUAUUAAGCGACUGUUUUAG